Pipistrellus nathusii (Nathusius's pipistrelle) is the source of this 1791-nucleotide messenger RNA. The record is from the annotation of a GenBank genome assembly. Lineage: Eukaryota; Metazoa; Chordata; Mammalia; Chiroptera; Vespertilionidae.
AUGGCUCACAACAAGAUCCCGCCGCGGUGGCUCCACUGUCCCCGGCGCGGCCAGCCGGUGGCAGGAAGAUUCUUACCUCUGAAGACAAUGUUAGGACCAAGGUAUGAUAGUCAAGUUGCUGAAGAAAAUCGGUUCUAUCCCAGUAUGCUCUCAAAUUAUCUAAAGAGUUUGAAGGUUAAAAUGGGCUUGCUGGUGGAUUUGACAAAUACUUCGAGGUUCUAUGACAGAAACGACAUAGAAAAAGAAGGAAUCAAAUAUAUAAAACUUCAGUGUAAAGGACAUGGUGAGUGCCCUACAACUGAGAAUACCGAGACAUUCAUUCGUCUGUGUGAGCGGUUUAAUGAAAGAAACCCACCUGAACUUAUAGGUGUUCAUUGUACCCAUGGCUUCAAUCGUACUGGUUUUCUCAUAUGUGCCUUUUUGGUGGAGAAAAUGGAUUGGAGUAUUGAAGCAGCAGUUGCCACUUUUGCUCAAGCGAGACCACCAGGAAUUUAUAAGGGUGAUUAUUUGAAAGAACUUUUUCGUCGCUAUGGGGAUAUAGAAGAAGCACCAGCCCCACCUGUAUUGCCAGAUUGGUGUUUUGAGGAUGAAGAAGAGGAAGAUGAGGAAGAUGAUGUAAAGAAGGAACCAGAACCUGGGUCAAGUGCCUCCUUUGGCAAGAGGAGAAAAGAACGGUUAAAACUGGGUGCUAUUUUCUUGGAAGGUAUAACGGUUAAAGGUGUAACUCAAGUAACAACUCAACCGAAGUUAGGAGAAGUACAGCAGAAAUGUCGUCAAUUCUGUGGCUGGGAAGGGUCUGGAUUUCCUGGAGCACAGCCUGUUUCCAUGGACAAGCAAAAUAUUAAACUUUUGGAGCAGAAUCCAUAUAAAGUAAGCUGGAAAGCAGAUGGUACUCGGUAUAUGAUGUUGAUUGAUGGCACAAAUGAAGUUUUUAUGAUUGAUAGAGAUAAUUCAGUGUUUCAUGUUUCAAAUCUGGAAUUCCCAUUUCGUAAAGAUCUCCGUAUACAUUUAUCAAAUACUCUGUUGGAUGGGGAAAUGAUUAUUGAUAAAGUAAAUGGACAAGCUGUACCUAGAUAUUUGAUUUACGACAUAAUUAAAUUCAAUGCACAACCAGUUGGAGAUUGUGAUUUUAAUGUUCGUCUUCAGUGUAUAGAACGAGAAAUAAUAAAUCCUCGACAUGAAAAAAUGAAGACUGGGCUCAUUGACAAAGCACAGGAACCAUUUAGUGUCAGAAAUAAGCCAUUUUUUGACAUUUAUACAUCAAGAAAGCUACUUGAAGGAAAUUUUGCAAAAGAAGUUAGCCAUGAAAUGGAUGGACUUAUUUUUCAGCCUACUGGAAAAUAUAAACCUGGUCGAUGUGAUGAUAUUUUAAAAUGGAAACCUCCCAGUCUGAAUUCUGUGGAUUUUCGCCUAAAGAUAACAAGAAUGGGAGGAGAAGGGCUGCUUCCUCAGAACGUUGGACUUCUUUAUGUUGGAGGUUAUGAAAGACCCUUUGCACAAAUCAAGGUGACAAAAGAUCUAAAACAGUAUGACAACAAAAUUAUAGAAUGCAAAUUUGAGAACAACAGCUGGGUCUUCAUGAGACAGAGAACAGACAAAAGUUUUCCUAAUGCCUACAACACUGCCAUGGCUGUAUGCAACAGCAUCUCAAACCCUGUCACCAAGGAGAUUCUGUUUGAGUUCAUUGACAGAUGUGCAGCUUCUCAGGGACAGAAACGAAAGCAUCAUCUGGAUCCUGACACGGAGCUCAUGCCUCCACCACCUCCCAAAAGACCUCGCCCUUUGACCUAA